UCUCAACAUCGAAACUAUACGUGACGAGGACGAUUCUUAUACGAUAUACUGCAUUUAUUCCUCAUAUGUACGAAGGUUGUUGUUCGCGAAUAUUGCUUGGAGUGAAUUUUUCACGUGAAAUUGAUACUUAAUUGUUUGGCUUUUAUGGGUUGUCGUGGUUUUCUAGCUCUCAAUUUUUUAUCACCGAUUUGAUCGAAAAUUGGUUUCGAUUUUUUGCUGUGUGGUUUUGUUUUGUUUUUGUGUGUGAUUUUUCUCCCUUUCAAUAUGAACGUGAUACAGAUAUCAGCAUGCGCAAUUAUAAUCGUGCUUUUGAUCAAAUAUCUUCGCAAACCUAAAGAUAAGAGAUUUUACGAACUUCUCGAACGGUUCCCUUCGUAUCGGAAGUACCUAUUGAUUGGAAACGCGAACAUGCUGUUUGGUCCCUUGGAUGAUGUACGAGCAAGAUUUGAAAAUAUUUUUAAACUGCAUCAUCGCGUCCUGUUCUGGCUCGGGCCCACACCGUGUUUACUUUUGAAAAAAUACGACGAUAUUGCUACAAUUCUAAUUCAAAGCUCGCAUCGUGAUUUCCUUGGAGCAGGAGAUGAGUGGCUCGGUACAUCGAUACUAAGCGGACCAUAUGAAGAGUGGAAGAAGUCCAUAAAAAUGCUUGGGCCAGCUUUCAGCCCAAAAAUGUUGACGAAAUAUGAAGAAGUGUUCAAAAGUAAUUCCCUGGAACUCGUUGAAAAACUGAAACCAGUUGCUAACAGUGGCAAGGAAUUUGAUGUUUGGGAAUUAAUGAUGAAAGCAACUUUGGACGUAGUAACAGAAACUUCAUUUGGCGUUUCGAUUAAAACUAGUGGAAGAAUCGGGGAACAGUUUUGCACUGCUGUACACGACACCAUUGAGCUCAUUAUGAAACGUAUCCAAUUCCCUUGGCUGAUGCUAACUCAUAUUAACUGGUUGUAUUUAAUCAUGAUAGGUAAAACAGAUUCUAUCCACAACUUUCAGCAUUAUCCGACAACGGUGUUAAGAAAAAGCAUCGAAGAUUACCAAAAUUCACGACGUGAUAAUGACGCAUUUGAUCAAGUUGAUAAAUCCAAAGCAGUAAUCGAUUCACUCGUGAGGUACAGUUUCAAAGAACCCGACGUUACAGAAACACGUAUGAGGGAUGAAUUAUUGGGUCUAAUGGGAGCGUCAGUUGAAACGUCACCAUUGAACACAAGCUUUAUAAUGCUGAUGAUGGCAAUGCAUCAAGAUAUUCAGCAAAAGGUAUACGAAGAGAUUUCAAAAUUCGAGACCGAUGAUGGUAUAUUGACCCAACACGAUAUUUACAAUAAUAUGCCAUAUUUGGAACAAUGCAUCAAAGAGUCAUUACGGAUGUUCAGUCCAGUGGCAUUAACUAACAGACGUAUUCAUAAGGAUAUUGUAUUAAAAGAUGGUAUGAUAGUGCCAAAAAAUACGUUCGUUGUGACAUUCAUAACUUUCGCGAAUUACGAUCCUGAUCUGUACAAAAACCCAGAUAAAUACGAUCCCGAACAUUUCACCGAGGAAGCGAUAAAAGCACGUCCUAAAAUUAGCGAUCUGAGUCUUGGAGUUGGACCAAGACCUUGCAUAGGUGGAAAGUAUGCGAUGAUGUUCAAUAAAACGCAAAUGGCUUACAUUUUGCUCAAUUAUCAUAUAUCAACUCGUGUCAAGGAAUUCACAAAAGAUCAUCUAAAUAUGGGACUCGGCAUCAAGAGUAAAAUCGGCUACCCCCUCAUAUUCACAAGCAGACGAUAAAUACUUGGAAUAGUGAAGAAUUGAUGAAUAAUUAAAUUUUAAUGUUUUAUUGCACAUCCGAUUUUUUCCGGGCUGUUUUGUUUUGAAAUUCCAACUUUCAUGUUCAUUUUUCUGUAACUUAUUCUGAUCUAUUUUCCAAAAUGUGUAUUUUUUCAUUGUUUUUUGGAACAUUUUUGAAUUCAAUAUUGCAACUAUUACAUUUUCAUGCUCA
Messenger RNA from Planococcus citri (citrus mealybug), 1969 nucleotides. RefSeq names its product cytochrome P450 4C1-like. Gene Ontology annotation, molecular function: oxidoreductase activity, acting on paired donors, with incorporation or reduction of molecular oxygen; heme binding; iron ion binding. The coding region runs from base 265 to 1758 and encodes 497 amino acids. The record is from RefSeq and is a predicted model, not a curated record. The transcript is spliced from 12 exons. Lineage: Eukaryota; Metazoa; Arthropoda; Insecta; Hemiptera; Pseudococcidae.